UCUAUUCAUUCAACCUUUUUAACAUGGCCGCUCUCAUGACUGAAAUUCAGAGCUCCGAACGCGAUCCAACAUUCGAGGAUUUACAGCUCAAAAAAUGGAUAAUCGACCAGCUAAACUCGCUAGGCAUCAAGAAACCCUCGCCCGUCCAGCAAAAUUGCAUCCCUUCCAUACUAAAAGGAAAAGACUGCAUCGGGUGCGCCAAAACUGGGAGCGGCAAGACCCUCGCUUUCGCGCUGCCCAUUUUACAGAAGCUCUUCGAAGACCCCUACGGCAUUUUCGCCUUGGUGUUGACACCGACCCGUGAGCUAGCCUUCCAGAUCUCGGAGCAAUUCAAAGUGAUCGGAAAAGCCGUCGGUCUCAAGGACUGCGUGAUUGUGGGCGGCAUGGACAUGGUCACCCAGGGCAGGCUCCUCGCAGAGAGCCCUCACGUGGUGGUGUCGACGCCGGGGCGCCUGGCCGACCACCUGGAGAGCUGCAACACCUUCACGCUAGGGAGGAUCAAGUUCCUCGUCUUGGACGAGGCUGACAGACUGCUCGAGGGACACUUCAACGAACAGCUGAAGACUAUAUUUUCUGCCCUGCCCAAAAGCCGGCAGACGCUGCUGUUCAGUGCCACCAUCACCAAAACACUGGAGGAGCUGCGGAGCGUUGCGAUGACCGACCCUUUCUUCUACACUGCUCCGGCGGAGGUGGCGACGGUGGAAGAGCUGGACCAGCGCUACGUGCUCACGCCGAGUCAUGUGCGGGACGCCUACCUUGUGCACGUGCUGCAGCGGUUCCUGAACUCCGUCCCAAAGGGCUCCGUCGUCAUCUUCACGAGCACCUGCAAGAACUGCCAGGUGCUGUCCAUGGCGCUGAAGUCCCUGGGUUUUGCCAAUGUGGCGCUGCACUCCCAGCUGCCCCAGAGGGAGCGGCUCGCCGCUUUGGCCAGCUUCAAGUCCAACACCACUCGUGUCCUGGUGGCCACAGAUGUGGCCAGCAGAGGUCUGGACAUUCCGUGCGUGGAGCUGGUGCUGAACCACAACGUGCCCUCUGUGCCCAAGGACUACGUCCACCGCGUGGGGCGCACGGCACGUGCCGGUCGAGGGGGCAUGGCACUCACGCUGGUCACCCAGUACGAUGUGAACCUACUCAGGGCCAUCGAAGAACUCAUCAACACCAAGCUCUCUCUGCAUCCGACCAAGGAGUCCGAGGUGCUGAAGAUCCUGACCCAGGUGUCGGUCGCCUUACGGGAGGCCGAGAUCCGUCUGGACGAGCAAGACUUUGACGAGCGCAAGCUCAUCAAUCGGCGCAAGAAGCUGCUGCUCCAGGGAAUGGACCCGGACGAGGUGGAGAAGAAGCGCCAGCAGAGGCAGCGGCGCAAGCUGCGCAGGGCCAAGCAACGGCACAAGGGGGCCAAGGCUGCGCGGGCGGGGCUGGGCGUACGGGCCAGCGAGGGGAAGCUCACUGCAUGAGCCUCUUUGUACAGGGAGGGGUGCCCUCGUGAAGGGCGGCCUCGACACAUCAUGUAAAUUCAACGCCGUAAUAAACCGAGUUUCAGAAGUUUC
Ixodes scapularis (black-legged tick) is the source of this 1547-nucleotide messenger RNA. Its product is annotated as probable ATP-dependent RNA helicase DDX49. The record is from RefSeq and is a predicted model, not a curated record. The transcript is spliced from 7 exons. Gene Ontology annotation, molecular function: ATP binding; nucleic acid binding; RNA helicase activity. Lineage: Eukaryota; Metazoa; Arthropoda; Arachnida; Ixodida; Ixodidae. Bases 24 to 1454 code for a protein of 476 amino acids.